CCAUCUAGUGACGUUACACUGUAGUGUUGCGUUGCCGUCGAUACUAUAUGCUGCGAAACACCCAAACAGAAUCUGCGGCAAUUAGAGAACUUACAUUAGAAGUUUGUGUAGCAUGGAAUUGCAAACAUAGCGUCGGCUAAACAAAUUCGUACCUGUACUCUUCUUCACACUACAACAAUAUGGAGGACUGAUACUGCAGGAUUUAAGCACGGCGAUUUGAGUGACCAGAACAAAUUUGGCGGAAAGAUGGAUGACUGCACCUCGCCACGCUUACGCAGCCAGCGUGGCAUCAUGUAGAUAGAACAAUAAAUUGUUUUUUAACCAACCAGGUUCGAAAUGAUCACCAAGAGCCUUAUAGAUGGGAAGAAUUACCCCAAAUCACAGCACAGGCGUUUGGUAAAGCAUGGGCACAGAAAAACUUAUUCCGAACGAGAACAAAACGAAGUAAUAAAGCAACUCUAACAACAAGGACCGACUAUUAGCUCAGGCUAUUGGUGAAAAUGAGAUUCACGUUCACGCAAGUAAACAAAAAGAACAUUAAGGAAUCACUGAUGAGCUCAACUUGGCACGACAAUGCGAAUAUCCUAGACUCGCAAGGACAACCAAUCGAGAUUUGGAUAUCCCAGCUUUUAAGUCAGCAAAACUCGGAAGCAUCGAAGUUAAGCUUAACCCCGGACUGACAGUCGCAGGAGAAGAUCAAACCACCACUACUUGCGCAAAGUUACAAGCUUCGAUAUCACAAGCAAGUACUCAGAUAUUACUGAUUUGCCCCAUGAAAGCUGGGAAACAAAAACCGUGAUAAAACUAUUCACGGGACCACAGCUCGAAAAAUAGUUGGUUUGGGCAGUAGAUGGUGUAGUAAAAGCAGUAACUAGUAAGAGAUCCAGCGGGGAACGCAGUCAUGACACUCACCAGAAUUUCAAAUGGAUGGGCGUGGAAGAUAACGUCGGUAGCAAGCGACUAUGAAUAGACAGCAGAUGCAAAAAAGUGGGAAGAAUCGAGAGGGAAUUGCGUUCAAGGCCAGUCCAAGAAUAACAAAUUCCAGUAGAAAACACUUACGGCGACGAAAGCAAACCAUCUGGAAGAAGCAGUUCAGAGCUGAGAAAGAUGACCAUAAAGAGCAACCUCAAGCACAACUUAGCAGCAACGCUGAAAAAAAUCAAAGCUGCAAAGAGAAAUUAAAAAUGCUCUAGCCCAAACAGCAACGCAGAUGUGGUACAACAAAGGAAUCUUCACGGAUUACCAAACUUGGGCCAUAUACCGACUGGCAGUCAGAGCAUUUUUUCAUGAGAGGUGGCCUCGAAAUCGCCAAUGCCCAGACCAGCAUGCCCGGUCAAACAAGAAACAGCAAAACACAUCAUCUGCGAGAAGGCUCAGCUAGCAUGGAAUUUGUGGAUAAAGCUAGCGAAGACUACGACACAACAGCACUAUUAUCGCAAAACAAGCUCCGGCAAUUACAACCCAGUUUUGCUAAAGCACAACAAUGAAAUCCAAAGAAGCAACACAGAUAGUUCGGGGCAGCAGAACCUUCCGGAUGAAAGUGAUAGCGAGUGCAUGAAAAUCGCAGGAGAAAACACGACUGAACCAGCGAUGAGAAGCAGACAAUCACACAGGCAUCGCAGUAUGGCAAUUACAGUAUUACAUUACUAAAAAGCAGAGCAUCAAGCGGGUGGCUGCUGUAUGAACUGGAAAACGAACAGGAAUGGACACUGCAGGCAGCAUCGCGACGAAUCUAAUCCGACAUUUAAAUACAAGUAAAACGAUGCAUUCGUCAGAUUUUGUCU
Plasmopara halstedii is the source of this 1784-nucleotide messenger RNA. RefSeq lists its product as uncharacterized. The record is from RefSeq and is a predicted model, not a curated record. The coding region runs from base 1287 to 1487 and encodes 66 amino acids. Lineage: Eukaryota; Oomycota; Peronosporomycetes; Peronosporales; Peronosporaceae. The transcript has a single exon.